AUGGAGCGGGGUUGGUACAUAAUUUUAGGACUGAUGAUGUUGCACUAUGCGACUCUUAUCUUGACGGUUCAUGCAAGCAAGGAAGCGUGUGGGGUGUGUGAGUGUAGCGACCACGGGACUCGCAUAGACUGCAGUGAUAGAGGUCUGAUGGAGUUACCGAAGGGGAUACCAAACGACACCAAAGUCCUAAACCUUGCCGAGAAUGCCUUGAAGGAGAUACGUAAGCAUGGUUUCUUGGACCUUCCGCACCUUAUUGUGCUCGAUUUGACUGGCAACAGCAUUGACAAGCCUUUCGAAAUUCCAGAGUCUGUGAUGAUGUUACACGCUCGUGGAAAUCAACUGCAAGACAUCGACUUGGUCAUGAAAAAUGGAGUCCAGCUAAAAACAGUGGAUUUCGAAGACAACAGAAUGACGGCUAUUGGUAGAGACACCUUUGCAAGAUGUACAAAGUUGACAAAUGUGAAUUUAAGAGGGAAUGACGUGACUAGUAUUGAAGCGGAUGCAUUCAAGAGUUGCACCAAACUUCGAUAUUUAUUACUGGAUAAAAACAAGAUAUCAACCAUAUCAGCCAAGGAAUUGACUGCCCCGAAGGACAUGGACACAUUGGGUCUUGCCGAAAAUAAGUUGAAGGAGCUCGGCCCAGAUACCUUCAAAGGACUGCAGAUCCGAGAAGUGUGGAUGGACGACAACGAUGUGCAAGUGUUAAAGGCACACACUUUCGGCGGAGUCAUCUCCUCCAUAGUUUUGGAUAACAAUAGAAUUCUCGAGAUUCCAGCUAGUUUAUUUGUGGAUCCCUCGAACAAACAACACAGGAAAGAAAUCGAGAGAUUUUAUUGUCAAGAAAACAGGGUUAACCGAGUCGCCAUUGGAGCUUUUCAAGGUGUUAAUAGGUUCAACAAAUUGUUAAUGCGGAACAAUCGCCUAACGACUCUACCAGAGGGUUUGUUUGACACGAAGACUGAAAUCGGGCAGUUGUUGAUAGCCGAUAACCACCUAGAUUUUCUACCAGAGAAUAUUCUAGUCAACACAACAUUAACCGAAGUUCUUGAUAUUGGCUUCAAUCGUCUCACAUCCAUCCCCGAUGGCUUAUUUCGCAACCAGACCAAGCUACGGACACUUUUCAUGCAACGCAAUAACAUCAGUGUCAUUACCAGAGGAAUGUUUAAGGAUCUUCACUCUCUGGAAGUACUGUGA
Molecule: messenger RNA, 1194 nt
Organism: Patiria miniata (bat star)
Lineage: Eukaryota; Metazoa; Echinodermata; Asteroidea; Valvatida; Asterinidae
Product: leucine-rich repeat-containing protein 4C-like
Exons: 14
Coding region: 1-1194 (397 amino acids)
Cellular component (GO): extracellular matrix
Molecular function (GO): protein binding
Source: RefSeq, a predicted model, not a curated record